UAAAAUGUAAAAUACACGAGUGCCGAACCUUUGUGAGACUGUUAAGCGUACAGCAGCUAGCCACCGUAAAAUAAACAAAGAAACGAACAGAGAAGCUAAAUGUGAAAAUGUACAGCUAAUUGAGCAACUCAUGAUCAGAAACGGCUGGUCUCGUCAGCACUGAGAUGUGUUCCGGAUAUCGAAAAUGAGCAACACCGACGAACACAAAGUGACCACCACGCCACAUAUAGUGAAAGAAGAGCUCAUUGCGGCGGGAAAAUGGGUGAAGCUGGAGAAGACGACAUACGUGGACCCUGCCGGAAACACCAGAACCUGGGAGACUGCGAAAAGGACAACAAGAAGUGCCAACACAGCAGCGGAUGGUGUGGGAAUCAUCGCCCUGCUGAAACGGACGCUCCACAAAGACUGCGUGGUGAUGGUGAAGCAGUUUCGUCCUCCCAUGGGAUGCUACACCCUGGAGUUUCCUGCAGGGUUGAUUGACGAGGGGGAAAGUGCGGAAGUCGCCGCGCUGAGGGAGCUAAAAGAAGAAACCGGCUACAAAGGGGAAGUGGUCGGGGUCACUCCAGUGACCUGUCUGGACCCUGGUCUGUCAAACUGCACCACCGAGAUCGUCCUGGUCAACAUCAAUGGAGAUGAAAUGGAGAAUAUCAACCCAACACAACAGCUUGGUGAUGGAGAAUUUGUUGAAGUCGUUCUUUUGCCUCUGGAUGAAUUCCAGCUGAAAAUAGAUGAUCUGCUGAAGAAAGAAAAUAUUGUGGUGGACGCUAAAGUGUACAUCUUUGCCAUGGGGAUGGUUCAGGCCUUCUUUAAGCCGAAGGAGCUCCCUGUGCUGAAGCAGUGAAGCAAAAUAAGAGUGAGAGCAACAAAUAGUGUUAGCUGUUACGUUGUGUCUCGGGAAAAUUCAGAAAUGUAUUCUAUGAGGAAAUUGUAUGAAAAGCUGUUGAGACCCCACGUAACCUGAUAUUUUAUUAUUAGUUUCUAUGAAGUUCAGUGACCAUCCAUAGAGCAAAAUAGCAGUUAGAAUACAACUGUGUGAAUGUGAACAAUACACAGAAAGAUCGUAGUAUGAACAGAAAAAUCAUGAAAUCAAAGCCCUGAAAAAGAUUUAGAAACUGAUGAAGGAGCUAUGUUCAUACUACUGGACCAGUUUCUGUUCUCAGUGUGACGAGGACCGAAACAUCUGAUGGCCACUUGACAAUUCUUUGUACACUUAAUGCAUUGCAUGUGACAAAUAUGUAAGUGGCAAAUAUUCAUUUCCAUUUUUUAAAAUGAAACUAGAAGUAGUUGCAUGAGAUGGAAUUUCCUGUAAUUUUACAUAGUGAUUAUAAGACAUUUCUUUAUGUGUGUUAACAUGCUGUUUGACUGAUUUAAUAGGAGAAAAAAACGACCUCAACUUCUGUCAAAAACUGGCUGUUACUGAAUUAAGUUUUGUUUUAUUUUAGUUUGGUGUGAUUUUCUCUUGGUUAACUUCAGCUGUGAGUUUGGUGACAGUCAGUUAGAAUUUUUGCACUAACAUUUAAUGCUAUACAGAGACAUUAGACAGCCCUCGGAAAACAAGAGCAGCUUCUCUGGAUUUUUUCUGAAAGCAUUCACAUGAAUCCACCUCCUAACUUUAGCUAUUAAUCACUGAAUAACUCGUGAUGGUGAUAAUAGGUAUGGGCUGUGUUUAGUUGGUGUAUUAACAACAGUUUUAACAAUAUGGAUGGGGGAGGCGGUGAUCUCUUGCAUGCUUCCACUGUAAUGUACAACAGAGGUACUGUAUUGAUAAAGAAAUUAUUAACAGAAAAGAAUCCAUUUUUUUGCCUCCAACCUCCUUAUGGUGCAAAUGACAUUGGUCCUCUACUUCUUUACUUACCCUAGCACCUACAGAUUACUGACCAAUAAAUACAUGUGAUAAUACCAUUGUU
Messenger RNA from Scatophagus argus, 1907 nucleotides. It is a transcript of the gene nudt5, whose product is annotated as nudix (nucleoside diphosphate linked moiety X)-type motif 5. Bases 185 to 841 code for a protein of 218 amino acids. The record is from RefSeq and is a predicted model, not a curated record. The transcript has 10 exons. Gene Ontology annotation, biological process: ribose phosphate metabolic process; nucleoside phosphate metabolic process. Gene Ontology annotation, cellular component: nucleus. Lineage: Eukaryota; Metazoa; Chordata; Actinopteri; Scatophagidae. Gene Ontology annotation, molecular function: ADP-ribose diphosphatase activity.